This is a messenger RNA of Lodderomyces pseudojiufengensis, 774 nucleotides long. RefSeq lists its product as uncharacterized. Gene Ontology annotation, molecular function: electron transfer activity. NCBI's taxonomy places the organism in Eukaryota, Fungi, Ascomycota, Pichiomycetes, Serinales, Debaryomycetaceae. Gene Ontology annotation, cellular component: cytosol. The transcript has a single exon. The coding region runs from base 1 to 774 and encodes 257 amino acids. The record is from RefSeq and is a predicted model, not a curated record.
AUGUCAUCUAAAUUAAAAAUCCUCGUACCAGUAAAACGAGUAAUUGAUUAUGCUAUAAAACCAAGAAUAAAUAAAACAAAUACAGGUGUUGAAACAAAAGGAGUAAAAUUCAGUAUAAAUCCAUUCUGUGACAUUGCAUUAGAGGAAAGUAUAAGACUUAAAGAAAAACAACCUGAAAAAAUAGAUUCAAUUCAUGCUGUUUCUAUAGGUCCUACAAAAGCUCAAGAUAUUUUAAGAACUGCAUUAGCUAAAGGUGCAGAUGAUUCUACUUUAAUAGAUGUUGGUGAAGAUAUAGUGGAACCAUUACAAGUUGCAAAAAUUUUGAAAUCAAUAGUUGAAAAAAAUAAUUCUAAUUUAGUGGUUUUAGGAAAACAAGCCAUAGAUGAUGAUUCAAAUCAAACUGGGCAAAUGCUUGCGGGAUUAUUAAAUUGGCCACAAGCUACAAAUGCAUCAAAAGUAGAAAUUAAAGAUAAUGAUGAAAUAUAUGUAACUAGAGAAAUAGAUGGAGGUGAAGAUACUAUUAAAGCUAAAUUACCAAUGAUUAUAACGGUAGAUUUAAGAUUAAAUGAACCAAGAUAUGCAAGUUUACCAAAUAUAAUGAAAGCUAAAAAGAAACCAUUAACAAAAUUAAAAUUAAAAGAUGUUGGAAUAGAUUCAAUUGAUAAUAGAUUGGAAGUAUUAAAAGUUGAAGAACCACCUGCAAGAGAAGCUGGUGUUAAAGUUGGAAAUGUUGAUGAAUUAAUUUCAAAAUUAAAAGAUUUAAAAGCUAUUUGA